CGUAUGUGUUUCAACCCUACGUCUGAUUCUGAACCUCGUGGGCCUUAAGGUGUGUAGCAUUCCUGACGCUAUCAAGACCAUCUGAGCGCGGUUUUAUGGUCAUCGGUCUCAAUGCCAACAGGCUUUUCAAGGUUGGAGGCAACGGACCGCCGUCCCUUUCACAUAUUUUGGACCAUUUUUCCGGGUUUUACCCUAAUCUAUAUUGGAGUAUCAUUUGCUUAUUUCUCAAGCGACAUAAUGACUCUCAUUUUCGCGGAUAUACCUUGGUAAAGCCAUAAAACAUCAUGAAUCUCCGGGCCGCCCGCAGCACAUCUUAGUCCUAUUAGACGUUGCCGGUUGUUACCUUCUGGGGCCCCACCCCCAUGGCUGCCAGACUGGACAUUCUCCUCUUGUUUCUGUUCACUGUUGUCCCUUGUCUAACGCUCGGAGCUGCGUUCGAAAAACGGACCACUUGUACCCCUACUUCUCAUGGAGAAGCAGGAGUUGAUGACGUGCCUUCCAUCACAGAAGCCAUACAGAGUUGUGGAGAUGGAGGUAUCAUUCUUAUCCCUGCUGGAGUUGUAUUUCAAUUAGGGUCGACGUUGAGUUUUGCGGGCUGCAAUAAUUGUGAGAUGCAGCUCGAGGGAACCCUCAAGUUGACGGACGAUCUCGAUGCUUGGGACGGUGUCAAAGCCAUUAUUUUACUCGACGAUAUCACUGGCGCGACCAUUCAUUCUGUCACGGGAGCUGGACUCCUCGAUGGCAAUGGUCUCCCGUAUUGGACAGAAUUCAACGAGGAUAGCAGUUACUCUCGUCCGACACUGGUGUACAUUGACGGAGGUUCAGACAUCACGAUCGAGAAUCUUCUCGUUCGAAACGCACCAAACGUGUUUAUGUCUGCUGCUGGAGAUGCCACGAACAUUCAUUACAGUGGGCUCACCAUGCAAGCCAUCCCUUCAAACGGCGUAACCCCGAAGAACACAGACGGAUUUGAUAUCGGUCCUGCGUCCCAAGUAACAAUAACGAAUGUCGUUGUGGACAACCAAGACGACUGUAUAGCUUUCAAAGGCGGCGCGAAUUUUGUGACAGUCACCGACAUAAGCUGUAGUGGCUCUCAUGGACUCUCCAUUGGAAGCUUAGGUGAAGGGACGAGUGGUAAUACCGUCACAAAUAUCUUUGUUUCAGGUGCAACAAUGACUUCUUCCUCUAAAGCUACUGGUAUCAAGCUUUGGGACGGUUCAUCUGGCCACGGUGUCGCUACUGUUAACAAUGUCACCUUUAACGACAUAACAGUUGACAGCUCUGAUUAUGCUGCUCAAAUUCAAGUUUGUUACGAAUCCACAGGAACAUGUGUGCCCAGUGCACACAUGCUCACUGAUAUUGUAUUUUCCAACUUCAAGGGUACAACCUCGGGAGCUGAAGGGUCCGUUGUAGCCAACCUCGACUGUCCCGCAGAUGGGACUUGUGGGAUUAUUUUCGAAAACUUUGAGGUGAAUCCUCCAUCGGGUUCCGCGGAAGUCCUUUGCUCUAACGUCCCGAGUUCUGCUGGUAUCACCUGCGCUGGGGCGGCUUCGGGGUGAUACUGUACACGUGUUGUAGGUUCGUAUCAUGGAUGCGAUUCCAAGUGUCGUAUCAUUUUUGUACCGUUGCCUGCAAUUCAAAAUUCCUUACUCGGUAUAAUAUUAGUAAGAAACCUAACAUUCAA
Lentinula edodes (shiitake mushroom) is the source of this 1684-nucleotide messenger RNA. Its product is annotated as glycoside hydrolase family 28 protein. The coding region runs from base 363 to 1559 and encodes 398 amino acids. Gene Ontology annotation, molecular function: polygalacturonase activity. NCBI's taxonomy places the organism in Eukaryota, Fungi, Basidiomycota, Agaricomycetes, Agaricales, Omphalotaceae. The record is from RefSeq and is a predicted model, not a curated record. Gene Ontology annotation, biological process: carbohydrate metabolic process. The transcript is spliced from 6 exons.